UGGACUCGGGCGGCGGAGAACGCGUCCCUGCUCCAUCAGCUGUCGCAACCGCCGCGCCCGAGCCGAGCGGGAGCCACGAUGAGCGGCAGAGUCGGCGACCUGAGCCCCAAGCAGGAGGAGGCCCUGGCCAAGUUUCGGGAGAAUGUCCAGGAUGUGCUGCCCACCUUGCCGAAUCCUGAUGACUACUUCCUCCUGCGCUGGCUCCGAGCAAGAAGCUUUGACCUGCAGAAGUCAGAGGCCAUGCUCCGGAAGCAUGUGGAGUUCCGGAAGCAAAAGGACAUUGACAACAUCAUCAAGUGGCAGCCCCCAGAGGUGAUCCAACAGUAUCUGGCAGGGGGCAUGUGUGGCUACGACCUGGACGGCUGCCCUGUCUGGUACGAUAUCAUUGGGCCUCUGGAUGCCAAGGGGCUGUUGUUCUCAGCCACCAAACAGGACCUGCUCAGGACAAAGAUGCGGGACUGUGAGCUGCUGCUGCAGGAGUGUGUCCGGCAAACAGCCAAGGUGGGGAAGAAGGUAGAGACCAUCACGAUGAUUUAUGACUGUGAGGGGCUUGGCCUCAAGCAUCUCUGGAAGCCAGCCGUGGAAGCCUACGGAGAGUUCCUCUGCAUGUUUGAGGAAAAUUAUCCUGAAACGCUGAAGCGUCUUUUUGUUGUGAAAGCCCCCAAGCUGUUUCCUGUGGCCUAUAACCUCAUCAAACCUUUCCUGAGCGAGGACACGCGCAGGAAGAUCAUGGUCCUGGGAGCAAACUGGAAAGAAGUUUUACUGAAACACAUCAGUCCUGACCAGCUGCCUGUGGAGUAUGGGGGCACCAUGACUGACCCUGACGGGAACCCCAAGUGCAAAUCCAAGAUCAACUUCGGGGGUGACAUCCCCAAGAAGUACUACGUGCGAGACCAGGUGAAGCAGCAAUACGAACACAGCGUGCAGAUCGCCCGCGGCUCCUCCCACCAAGUGGAGUAUGAGAUCCUCUUCCCCGGCUGUGUCCUCAGGUGGCAGUUUGCAUCAGAUGGGGCCGACAUCGGCUUCGGGAUCUUCCUGAAGACCAAGAUGGGGGAGCGGCAGCGGGCGGGCGAGAUGACAGAGGUGCUGGCCAAUCAGCGCUGCAACGCCCACAUGGUGCCCGAGGACGGGACUCUCACCUGCAGUGAUCCGGGCAUCUAUGUCCUGCGCUUUGACAACACCUACAGCUUCAUUCAUGCCAAGAAGGUCAGUUUCACGGUGGAGGUCCUGCUUCCAGACAAAGCCUCCGAAGAGAAGAUGCAACAGCUGGGGGCAAUCACCCCGAUGUAACACCUCCAUCCCACCCCAGGCCUGGCCCCCCACUGUGUCUCCCAGUCGAUUUCCAACCCUGGCAGCAGUCAUUUUUACUAGCACCCUGCAGCUCAGACAGUGGGAUGGAGGAAAGGCAUCAGGCUGGAUGUGGGGAGCUUUCAUGUCAGAAUCAGGGAGAGGGACAGUGGCUGGAGUGGCUCUCCUUGCUGCCCAAAUGGUCCAGCCAUCCCAGGGGUUGGGCAGCAUGACGACAGGACCAAACGGUCUCCUAAGUUGUGCCAACUUCACCCACCCCAUGACAGCUACGGCAGGGAGUGGGGGGGACCUUGGGGUGAUAGCAGGGAAACAAAGAUAGGGGAGAAACUGCAACCUAACAUUUAAGGGGAGCCAGCUGCAGGGAGGAGCUUGUUCCUACAUGAACGUGUAAUUCUAGAUCUUAAUGAGUAGCUCGUUAGCCAGUUGCUAGAAUUAUGGUUGGGCUCAGAGCCUUCCCAGCACCGAGGCCAGGAUAGCUCUGGUUUUUCUCAGGUUGGGGGAGGUGGCCCGAGUCCACAUUGAUCUUCCCACUCAGGGGCAGAUGAACAGGCUCCCUCUGUCACCCCAAGGAUGCCAGCCACCCCUGGCUGACUCCUUCAUGAUUCAUUGCUGUUCACUCAGGGCUUCCCGGGGCAGCGAGCCACUGUCCACCAUGCAAACAGGGGUCAGGGGAAAUUACAGGGCACAGGAGUCCCAGCCUAGGGAGAAGCCAGGGAGGCUGGGGUGCCAGUGUACCCCUGAACCUUCCAUUUCCCUCUCCUCUAGAAGCCCUCCUUCUGAGCACCCUAGACAGAAAUGACACACAGGAACAAGACAAUAGCACACACACAGGGCACUUCCCAGUUUGGGUCUCCUGGGGUGGCUGGCCCUGUUGCAAGGGAUAGGCAGGCUUGAGUGGAGAGAACCUCCUGGAUGGGCCACGUAGGGAGGCUGGUCCUGCACGAGGCCAAUGGCUGGGCCUGCGUCUGACGGGGCCGGGGCCGGGGGUG
Messenger RNA from Echinops telfairi (small Madagascar hedgehog), 2297 nucleotides. RefSeq names its product SEC14 like lipid binding 2 (gene SEC14L2). NCBI's taxonomy places the organism in Eukaryota, Metazoa, Chordata, Mammalia, Afrosoricida, Tenrecidae. The coding region runs from base 79 to 1290 and encodes 403 amino acids. Gene Ontology annotation, cellular component: cytoplasm. The transcript has 12 exons. The record is from RefSeq and is a predicted model, not a curated record.